This is a messenger RNA of Ostrinia furnacalis (Asian corn borer), 611 nucleotides long. RefSeq lists its product as uncharacterized. The record is from RefSeq and is a predicted model, not a curated record. NCBI's taxonomy places the organism in Eukaryota, Metazoa, Arthropoda, Insecta, Lepidoptera, Crambidae. Bases 60 to 602 code for a protein of 180 amino acids. The transcript has a single exon.
UGAAAACAAAUCUUCGUUAGUGCGAUUUUUACAAUAUAAUCAUAAAAUUAAACAUUUCAAUGUCGAAUAUCGAGGAAGAACUAAUCAUAGCACCAUGGGUUGGACCCGGCAGUUGCCGAAAAUUGUUAACCAUCAUCAUUUUAUCAUCAAACGUAGAAAUCAUUGAAAGAAUAGAAGAAGCGCUUUCUGAGAUUCAUUCGAAAGGAAAUUUCAGGUGGAAACUUUUAAUUUUGCGCUCAUUCCAUCUCGAAGAAGUUGUCAGACAGUCUGAUUUGACAGGAAAAAUUGCUAUAGAUUUUGUUGUAAUAGCAAUGGACACAAGUAGUUUGUUCUGUUUAGAAUGGACCAAAAAAGUUCUAAGCCAGGUUCAUCCAGAUCUCCUAGCUCGCCGUGUUGUAUUAGUGAAUGCAAGUGGAUUACCAAUUAACAGUAUGGCGACAAAUGCCGGUGAUCUCCUCAGCUUUCAAGCAGACUCCAAGAUUGACCUGAUGACUGCCAAUGUGUACAAACCAGAAGAAGCCAGAUUCUUGGCUAGAAAACUACUAAAAUAUGUUGAAGUCUCAAUAGGAAUCAAAACUGGAAUACCUAAUUUAAAUAUAUGAUUUAUGGUA